GUCGCGACGUAGCGCUCAAAGCGCCUGCGCAGACCCUGAAAAUCGGCUGGGGUGGCCCAGAACUUCCCUUUUCCGGUUGCGGCGCGGCGCGGUGUGGAGCUCAAGUUUUCGUUCGCCGCCAUGCCGUCCAAGGGUCCGCUGCAGUCUGUGCAGGUCUUCGGACGCAAGAAGACCGCCACGGCCGUGGCGCACUGCAAACGUGGGAAUGGCCUCAUCAAGGUGAACGGACGUCCCCUGGAGAUGAUCGAGCCGCGCACGCUGCAAUACAAGUUACUGGAGCCUGUCCUGCUUCUGGGCAAGGAGCGGUUUGCUGGUGUGGACAUCCGGGUGCGUGUGAAGGGUGGUGGUCAUGUCGCCCAGAUAUACGCUAUCCGUCAGUCGAUCUCCAAAGCCCUGGUGGCCUAUUACCAGAAGUAUGUGGAUGAGGCUUCUAAAAAGGAGAUCAAAGAUAUCCUGAUCCAGUACGACCGGACACUGCUGGUAGCUGACCCCCGUCGCUGUGAAUCCAAGAAAUUUGGAGGACCUGGUGCCCGUGCCCGCUACCAGAAAUCUUACCGAUAAGCCCUUCACAAAGAUCAGAGGUCACAUUUGUAAUAAACAUCAUGGGAUUUUAAGGUUCCAA
Molecule: messenger RNA, 622 nt
Organism: Castor canadensis (American beaver)
Lineage: Eukaryota; Metazoa; Chordata; Mammalia; Rodentia; Castoridae
Gene: Rps16
Product: ribosomal protein S16
Biological process (GO): maturation of SSU-rRNA from tricistronic rRNA transcript (SSU-rRNA, 5.8S rRNA, LSU-rRNA); translation
Cellular component (GO): ribosome; cytosolic small ribosomal subunit
Molecular function (GO): structural constituent of ribosome; RNA binding
Source: RefSeq, a predicted model, not a curated record